Fragaria vesca subsp. vesca is the source of this 743-nucleotide messenger RNA. RefSeq lists its product as uncharacterized. The coding region runs from base 56 to 520 and encodes 154 amino acids. The transcript is spliced from 3 exons. Lineage: Eukaryota; Viridiplantae; Streptophyta; Magnoliopsida; Rosales; Rosaceae. The record is from RefSeq and is a predicted model, not a curated record.
GAGGAGAUCAAAAUCCUUUCCUUCUUUUCCCCUCGACGACUCGUAGAACUCGAAAAUGACUAUUAGCCGUAUGUGUUGCAGGACAUCGAUUGUGGCCAAUCCGAUUCACAGCGAUGGUUUUGUAUCGUUGAGCACCGCGCUAAAUCGUGUCAGAGUGUCUGUACCUUAUGGUUCAAGAACCAGGCCUCUCCGCAAUUCAAGGGUUAGUGGCGUGCGAGCUUCCGCUGUGGAAUCCUAUGAAGGCUCCUCUAAUUUCGUUAAUCGCAUGGAAAAAGCCUGGUUAAUCUCCAAGCAACCAAGGCCUGUUGCCUGUUCUUCUUGCAACUCAAAUGGGCAUAUUGAAUGCAAAUGGUGUGCUGGCACAGGCUUCUUUGUUCUUGGCGAUAACAUGCUUUGUCAAGUCCCUUCAAAAAGUACUAGUUGUGUCAUAUGUACUGGGAAGGGAUCAAUGCGAUGCUCAGAUUGUAAGGGAACAGGUUUUCGUGCCAAGUGGUUAGGACAGCCUCCUAUUUCCAAGUAGCAGCUUUGCUUGAUAGAGAUUGCUGUCUUUCUGAUACCGUGAAGCUUCAAGUAUCAAAGCUCAAAUAGGAAUUGUAUUAACAUUGAAUUCAUGUUGUAACAUACAUUCUGUUAGUUGUUCAAAUUUCAUAUUCUUUACAGCACAAUAAAAGUCACAUCCUGUAUUUUUUUAUAGUCGAUAGUUAACAAGUCUGUAGUUUUAGACUUAAAGUCACCUUCACAUG